Molecule: messenger RNA, 1353 nt
Organism: Mustela erminea (ermine)
Lineage: Eukaryota; Metazoa; Chordata; Mammalia; Carnivora; Mustelidae
Product: basic salivary proline-rich protein 2-like
Exons: 3
Coding region: 1-1353 (450 amino acids)
Source: RefSeq, a predicted model, not a curated record
AUGCGCCCGCCCCGGGGAGGCCCCAGGCUGGAGGGCGGGGGAGGAGGAAGGGCGGGUAAAGGGCGCGCGCGGCCGAGGAAGCGGGCACGCGCCGCAGUCUCCUCCUCCCGCCUCCCCCCGGCCGGUUCCCCCCGCCUCCGCAACCCGGCGGGGACCCGGACGCAGCGCAGCCGCCGCCGGGCCCGGAGCGCAGCGGCCGCACCGCCCCCGGGGACCGGAUCCGGAUUCCCGUCGCCCCCCCUUGCCGGGCUCCCGACGCCGUCCCCGCCCGCCCAGGCAGGCGAGCAGCCGGAGAGAAGCGGCCCAGCCUGCCCCCCGCCCCCGAGCCACCCACCCCGGCCAGAGGCGCCGCCACCGCCCAGACACCCCGACGCGCACGGAGGAGCCCGGCGCAGAGGCGCGACCACGGCGGGAACCGCCGCCUCCUCCCCCGAGCUUGCGGCCCAGCCCCGCCGGCGCCCCCGCCCCGGCCUCCGGGGAGCGGAGCCAAGGAGAGGGCGGGAGGACGGCGGCCGGGAGGCGGGGGCGCAGCGCUCACCGGCCCCGCCGCCCCCUCCGGCGGCCGGCGAGAACUGCGCCUGCCGGCUCGGAGAAGCGCGGGCUCCUCUGCCCGCGGCCAGGGCUCGGCUCGGGCCUCGCUUCCUGCCCUCCCCUCCCCCGGUUCUCGGCGUCCUCUCCAGUGCCCUGAUAUUCUUUCGUCCAGCCCCCUGCCUGGAGGGCGCCCCGGGUGCCCCCCGGUGUCUACAGCACCCGCGGCUCGCUCCCCGCCGCCCGGCCCCGGCCCCGACCCCGGCGCGCGUCCUCAGCCGCCUCGGUUACCCGGCGCAGCGCGGCCUCCGGGCUUCCCGCUCUGGCGGCUCCCUCCCCGGCUCUGAGCGGCGGCGCCCUCCCCCGCUCGGCCGGGCACAGCCGCAGCUCCCUCCCGCGGCGGCAGCGGCUCCUCCUCCGGGCGCGGCGGCGGCGGCGGCAGCCCGCCCGCCGCCCGCCCGCCGGCCCCGGCCUCAGCUCGCACACCCCCCGCCGCCGCCGCAGCCUCCGCCGCCGGAGCGGGGAGGAGGAGGGAGAAGGGAGGAGGAGGAGCGGGAGGGGGGGCGGGAGAAGCGGGGCAGCGAGCGCGUCCUUCCCCGCCUGCCCGGGCGCAUGGAGAUCGGCGGCGCCGCCACUCGCGCAACCCCUCUCCCCCGAAAUCCGCGGAACCCGGGCUCACUUACCGAGCGUGUGAAUGGGAGCGCAGGCCAGGAGCACCUAGGGGUGCGGCGGGCCGAAGAGCGGAGCCGUAGCUCCGCCGCAGCCGACGCCGGGGCCGCGAGUCGCCAGACAAAGCCCGAGAUGGCGAAGCGGAGCGACGGCUAA